Messenger RNA from Lytechinus variegatus (green sea urchin), 1242 nucleotides. RefSeq lists its product as uncharacterized. Bases 1 to 438 code for a protein of 145 amino acids. The record is from RefSeq and is a predicted model, not a curated record. NCBI's taxonomy places the organism in Eukaryota, Metazoa, Echinodermata, Echinoidea, Temnopleuroida, Toxopneustidae. The transcript has 3 exons.
AUGGAAUUGUUUCUCCUUCUAUUCCUCAUCACUACUGAUUUCCUAAACAAUGUUUCAUGCUCUUUGUUUGCCCCAUCAGGAAACCCAACCCACAGUCUUGACAUCAACGCCAUAUUCCUGGGGCUCUGUCCAAGAUACAAUGACCAUGUCUCGGGAGGUGGAGAAUGCUCCGAGGAAUUCAUUUCAAGCAUCCACAAUGACCACAAGGAUCAGCCUUCAGAUGCUGACAUCGUCGUCUACCUCACGCUGGCACAGGAAGGCAAACUGGGCUUAAUGGACACCAGGGAUUUCGGCUUCGAUUCUGCAUGCGAGGUACUGGAGCACCUCUGUACCCCAGUAAUCCGACUACCCGAUAACGCUCGUUUCAGGCGUUCCAACUCCAACUCUACCUCUGCCUCCGACUCCACAUCAGGUUCAGAAAGUUCGGAGUCCACAUAAAAAUGAAGCGCACUAUACUUAUAUAUCAUGUUGGGUAGGCACAUAUCUAUUUUCUAAGAAAUAGAUUGCAUAUGAAAGUACGCAUUCCAGAAAACUGGUAUCAGAAGUCUGUAUACUAGGGAACAUAAAUCUAAAAGAUUUUUAUAAUUACCCAUGACAUAUGAUUUUACCUAAUAUGGGUAAUAAUUCCUAGUAUUUUGUGAAUGUAGUGCUGUUAGAGACCAUAGAACAUCUAGAUUCAUACGCAUAUCUGAUAUUCUGGUAUAUUAAAAUGUAAUAAUUUAGCAAUGGUCUGACAUUACCUAUUUUAUCAUCUAUGAUUUGCAAAUUAUUCCUUAAGUUGUAAAAUUCUCAUGAAAGUCUUUCAGUAUACUAUACAUGUACUUGUGUAUAUAUAAGGUGUUUAUAAUUGAGAGGACAAUGUAACAUACCAUUGAAAAAUUGAAAAACAAAUCAAUAACAAACUGACAUUUAUAAACAUAUACCGUGUGAGUAAAAAAACUUGACACCUCACAAAUCCCCAUUUAAAGGAAAAAAAUAUAUCAUGAAUGCAUAAUCAUUAUACAUGGUUGGAAAGAGUAUCUUCUCCAAAAUAAUUUAAUAUCAUUUUUAUGUGGUAUGUCUUCACGCUUGGAUAAUCAGAAGGUGUUCUGUGCAGUGGUGUAAAUUCAUGGCUUGUGCCAAAGUAAGGCAUGAAUGCAAUGAGUGAACCCGAGAUGCCAAUGAUGUCAUAAUCCUACAUGAGUUAGAAAACACAUAGAUCUGCAAAUCCCUUUUCAAUAAAAUUAAGUCAUGACUUGAGAA